This is a messenger RNA of Penicillium concentricum, 1083 nucleotides long. RefSeq lists its product as uncharacterized. Lineage: Eukaryota; Fungi; Ascomycota; Eurotiomycetes; Eurotiales; Aspergillaceae. The transcript is spliced from 2 exons. The record is from RefSeq and is a predicted model, not a curated record. Bases 1 to 1083 code for a protein of 360 amino acids.
AUGGUGGACUUUUCCUAUCGAAACAACUAUAUUCCUAUGGUCAUGGAAAAAGGCCAGGUAUGGCUCAACUCGCCGCCAACCGACCCCAGGAAAAGAGCCCAGACGACCGGUAUUGCAUCGCUUGACGAACCAUUGGCCACCAUGUUUGUCUUUUACUGGACCGUUAUUGAUGGGAGCUGCCCUGGGUUGAGUGUGAUGUUUACAAAUUAUUUUGGGACGAUCAUAUUGUCUCUCAUGUUGGGCACUUUGGAAUCAUUGAGGAAGGGAAAUAGAACGUCAGGAUGCCCGACCCUCUGGGGUAUGCUCGGUAUCAUGGUGACCCUGGCUGUCUCGAUACCGUGGUACCUGACGGUCCACCUCCUCAUCUCCCCUACAGCCUCACAGCCUACAAUAGACAAUUUGUCUGUCCCAGUACAUGAACUCAAAGCUUUGAUCGUGAACCUUAUAUUUGGCCUCAUGCUGCCCUGUCUUCUAGUGGCCUUGCCUGAGCGCAUAACCUGGAAUCUCUUCACUCGGCAGUCCGCAAUUGCAUUAUGGCAGCUCUGGCCCUUCUGGAGCACGGCAGUGCAUUAUAUCGCGAAGAUAUUCAUCUCAACCAAGGAGGACGACGCGAAUCCUAGAGCCCGCUGGGAACGAACUCGGGCCACCUUCCGCGCCGUUUACGGGCUCACAUUUGCAGUUGCUGCCAUUACGCACCUUGCUACAUGGGCUAUCUCCCUGUCAAUUGCUUUUGGGUUCCGAAAUUCAAUGGAUGCGGAUAUAGUCGCCGACGUUCACCCGUGGAAUGUAUUUGUCAAUACGAAGCCUUGGUCUUCUAUCCAGACAGACUCCGUGGGCCAGGGAACUCUCUGGUUGAUUCAGUGGGAUCAGCUAAUUGCGGCAGGGGCGAUGUGGUGGUGGGCGCUUGAUUUGUAUCGAUCUGCCCAUGCGACUCAGGGGAGGAGAAUUGAUUGGCAUAGCUUUGCUGUCAAAACACUGGCUUUCUGCUUUGUUUCCGGCUUCACUGGGGCUACCGUGGAGUUGCUUUGGGAGAGGGAAGAGAUGAUUCUGGAGGCUGGGCAGGUCACCGUGAAGCGCAAGUGA